Messenger RNA from Nerophis lumbriciformis (worm pipefish), 1860 nucleotides. NCBI's taxonomy places the organism in Eukaryota, Metazoa, Chordata, Actinopteri, Syngnathiformes, Syngnathidae. The record is from RefSeq and is a predicted model, not a curated record.
AUGGACUCCUCUUCGGAUCUCUUCGAUGACUCCAAUCCACAAGUGCAUCCUUUCCCCCCGCUCUUCGCCAGCGCGGAAGCCCUGGGAGUGUUGCCGGGCGGUGGUCGACCUCCCCCGAGUGGCUUCAGACCGCUCGACUUUCCCCUCUUUCAGCAACACCUCGCCCGGUCCCGGGAAACCCCUCGCACACACGAGCCAGAAGAGAGAAGCGUGGAAGCCGGGGAAGGGUUGUCGACCGACGAGGAAUUUAAGAAGCGAGCGGGCGCCGAGUGGAGUCGGGACUUGGCGAGGGUGAAAAGGAUGAAGCUGGAGGAGGGCGUAGGAGGGAGGGAGCUCAGGAGGCGGAGGAGAGCCGAGUUGAAGGAGCAACUGGAGGAGGCCAGGGAAAGGUUGCAGGCCCUGCAGGAGAAAGUUCUUAGGGCCUUUGGGGAGAGCAACCUAGAUGAAGAAGAAGGCAAAGGGCAGGAAGAUGAGGACGUAGCAGCCGAGAGAAUGUUUGACGAUGAAGAAGAUCUCGAUGGAGAAGCUGUUGAAAACCAGCCCCUCUCUCUUAUUUAUGGCUUCAAGCAAAGAGAAGAGACACAAAGAGACACAGAGAAGACAGGCAGAGGAGAUAUCAUGGAGGGAGUGGGAUUGUGGUUGGACUGGGACGGAGGAAUAAAAGACGAGGACGACGACAAGUUCGCCCAGGCCUUGAAGAUGGAGCUGGGCAGCGCUGUGGCCCGAGUCAUCGACCGCGUCCUCCGUCUGUACACCGAUACGCCCUGUUCGGAAGCUGGCGAGGGGGCGAGAGAAAGAGCCGAGGAGGAGUCCAGGGGUCCUGGAGGAAAUGAAGAAGACGCCAGGCGGGUCCAAACGACGAGCAGCUUGCCGCCUCUUGGCGUCCAGACGGCAGAUUUGGCAUUGGUCAGGCGGAAGUCACCCGAGCUUCAGAAGAUCGGCCCCCUCCUGGGACCGCCUCUGCAGAGUCACCCCGACCUUUCUCUUCAUCCCCCUCGCCCUCCUCUUCUCUUAGCCCCGGCGCCCCGAUCCAAGGACCCGCUUCCGGAGACGUCCCCGUCCUCUUUCCCUGCCCCUCCACUGGCCCUCCCGCUCCUCCAGUAUUCCAUGCAACAACUCUUCUCCCGUUCACUCCACCACCCGCAGAUGCCCCAUCUUCCCCCCUCGUCCCGCAAAGAUUUCCUCAACUCGGAGCCUUUCCUGGAGUUCCCUUCGCACCCUUCCUUUCCCCCACUCCCCCUGCUCAGUCACCUGGGACCCUCCCUUUUGCGCCACGCCCAUGCCGGCAGGGAGCGGGAAAGGGGGGUGCGCGGAGGAGGGAUGAUGGACGGAGGAGAGCUUUACCUGAGCGCAGGGGGAACUCAGGAGGGCUUAUCUCCUUGCCACUUGAAGAAAGCCAAACUGAUGUUCUUCUACGCUCGGUACCCAAGCUCCAACACACUCAAAACAUAUUUCCCUGAUGUCAAGUUUAACCGCUGCGUGACCUCCCAGAUGAUUAAAUGGUUCAGCAACUUCCGAGAGUUCUUCUACAUCCAGAUGGAGCGCUUUGCCAGGCAGGCAGUCCGCGAGGCCCUGAGCCGGGACGGUGCACCUCGCUUGGGCAGAGAUAGUCAGUUGCGAGUGGGCCGGGAUACAGAACUCUACCGUAUACUCAACAUGCACUACAAUAAAAGUAACAUCUACCAGGUCCCGGAGAGGUUUAUCGAGGUGUCCGAGGUGGCUCUGAGGGAGUUCCACUCAGCUAUAUGGACAGGCAGAGACAGCGACCCCUGCUGGAAGAAGGGAAUAUACAAAAUUAUCUGUAAACUCGACAGCGGCGUGCCAGAUGCCUUCAGACUGCCUGGUUGUCCACUCGGCUGA